Messenger RNA from Coniosporium apollinis CBS 100218, 1056 nucleotides. RefSeq lists its product as uncharacterized. The transcript has a single exon. The record is from RefSeq and is a predicted model, not a curated record. Bases 1 to 1056 code for a protein of 351 amino acids. Gene Ontology annotation, molecular function: carbon-sulfur lyase activity. NCBI's taxonomy places the organism in Eukaryota, Fungi, Ascomycota, Dothideomycetes.
AUGGCAGACACCCAGGACCCGGUCACCACUCUCACCGCUUCGUGUCUCUGCAAAUCCACAACUUUCACCGUCUCCAUCCCCAACUCCAAGCUGCCCAUACCCACACACCUCUGCCACUGCGACAUCUGCCGCCGCUUCCAUGGCACCUUCGCCGCCUUCCACGCCGACAUCCCUCCUCCGAUAGGCCUCAAUUAUGACACCCUGACAAGCUUCGAGACACCAUGCGCAGUGCGCUACUUCUGCAGCACAUGCGGCGCCCAGGUGCUUGACCGCGCGAAAGAAGGCGAGAACUGGUGCGUCUCCACAGCGAUGUUCAACCACAAAGACGUUGAUGAUAUCUUCGAAUACACCGCCCACAUCUUCGUCGGCGAUACCAAGGACGGAGGCAUGAGCGAUUGGCUGCCCAGCGUCAAGGGGAAAGAGCUCAAGCGGUGGAAGACGACGCCGAAGGGCCGGGGAGCCAGUGAUGAGGAGCUGCCGCUAUACUGGCGUGCUACUGCUCCCCCCAAAGAGUCCGCGAAGGAGGACCGCGUACACGCGCACUGCUACUGCAACGGCACCAGCUUCUACCUCCACCGUCCCGACCCCUGUAAGAUGUCUCGCGAACUCGCAGAAAAACGCAUCUCCCCUCGCGACCCUUCAAAAUGGAUUGCCAAAGUCUGCGCCUGCGACUCAUGCCGCCUGGCCGCCGGCGCCCAGCUCGUGCCCUGGGCCUACGUGUCAAAGGGUCACAUCACGCAAGCGAACGGCGAGCCCUUUGAGGUUACCUUCGGAACGCUCAAGGCGUAUCGGAGCUCCCCUGGGGCCACAAGGACGUUCUGCGGCACUUGUGGGGCGCAGUGCCAUUACGUCCGGGAUGGGGAGGAUAUCGUUGAUAUAUCGGUUGGCUUGCUGGAUGCGGAGAGUGGAACAAGGGUUGAGGAGUGGCUAGAUUGGCAGACUGAGAAGUUGGGCUAUCCGGAGGAUGCGGAGGGGAGUGGGUUGGUUAAGGCGUGUGCUGAGGGGCUUAAGGCUUGGGGUAGGAGAGUAGAAAGACGGAAGGAGUAUACAAGUUAG